AUGAGAAACGUGGGUCAUCUGUGGAAAUCUUAUGCUUCCAGGGGUGGACGUUUCCAUACAAGACAAUUCCUCAGUCGAAGAAUUGCAUUUAAUAAUGUUUCGACCAAUCCUCAUCUGCCGGCCUUGUGUCAUUCCAGACAUUUCAGAUAUUCUCGUAGCUGGCAGGCAGGCGGUGCAUUCCUCAUGUCGCUUAGUCUCUUUGACUUUUGGCAAAACAAAGAGAAAGCUACGUCCGAAGAUCGACUUAAAAGAUUAGUGUAUGAAGCGAAGAAAGCUCAAAAGGACGGCGACCUGUUAAAAAGUGAGAAAUUCUAUCAUGAGGCCCUCAAUUUAAUCAAGCAAAGACACCAAGAAAAGGAAAUAGAUGAUGAUGACCAUCUUCAGGCACGGACCUACAUCUUCGAUUGCCUUGCAAACUUGGCUUUCAGUCAAAGAGAAUUCAAUAAGGCCGAAAGGCUGUAUAAAGAGACCAUCAAAGGUUGUGUUCAAGCAGGAAUGCAUCACACUGGAAAUGUCAUUAUUGAAAUUUCCCUUAAACUCGCAAAUAUCUAUGCAAUACAGAAUCGUCCGGAAGAAGCCGUUACUGGCUUUGAAUUUUGCAUUAAUGCUCAGAAAGAAAAGAGUGAAUCCUCAGAAGAAGAAUUCGACAAAGACACAGAGGCUCUGCUAGGUAUGUCUUUGGACAGUUAUGGUCGAUACCUGCUUCAUCUGGGUAAUUAUAACAAAGCUGAGGAGAUGCUUAAAGACUCCUACAAAAUUGCCCUCAAGUGUCUUGGUGAGAAUCACCGUCAAACUCUGGUGAUUAUGAUCAAUUUAGCCGUCGCAAAAAUUUUCAAAAAAGACUACAGUGUGGCCGAGGAUCUGCUUCUGAAAGCUAUAAAGGUUGGCACUGAAAUCGAUGCGGAAGAGCUCCCUGCUCUCUAUUGCAACUUGGGUGCAAUAUACCUUGCCCGUCAGCAAAUGACCGAAGCCUACGAUGCUUGCGUUAAAGCAAUGGAAAUGGCCAAGCAAUACAAAGAUAACUUUGCUGUCAAAAAGGCUAAAAUUUGUCUAGACAAAGUGACCGGCUCACAUAAGGAAAAAUUGAAAGCAACUGAGCAAAAAAAAAGUUGA
Molecule: messenger RNA, 1113 nt
Organism: Acanthosepion pharaonis
Lineage: Eukaryota; Metazoa; Mollusca; Cephalopoda; Sepiida; Sepiidae
Source: the annotation of a GenBank genome assembly